GUUCAGUUUAUAAGAGCGCGCUCCUCCCGUGAUUGGGUCAGACCCCUCCAAGCCACGCAGCCAUGCACAUCCUUGUCCUGUUACCGCUGUGUAUAUCCUGCUUAGGCCAAUGGCAGGUUGACGCCGCGGGGGAUCUGAGACAGGUGUCCUCAGGAGGUGUUGUCUACGCAGCUGCGCCCGAGGAGCGAGGGGCAUACGCCGUGGGAGGCUCCAAGGGGCAGUCCCACUACGGGUAUAACACGGGCACGGGCAUUGCGAAGGUGGAGGUGCGAAGGCCAGAUGGCUCUGUGGUCGGGUCCUACAGAUACUUCGAUCCUAAUGGGAAGCAGGUCGUCCGUUCCUACAUAGCUGACAACAAGGGCUUCCGGGUCUUGGGCAAUGACCUCCCGAUCAGUCCAGACACCCCUGCUUCCAAGGUCUACGGCGCCCCUGCUCUCACCGGAGCCUUCGAGGGCACGAGCGAAUUCGACAUUCCUCCUCCACUGACCGGUGGAUCUGGAAUAGGUCACCAGCCACAGCUGGCACAACAGUCACAGCCGCAGUACAAUCAGAUUCAAGGCACCUCGGGGCUAGAAGCGUUCCAGCAACAGCAGACGCAGCUGGAACAGCAGAGGGAAGCUCUCAGAGUCCAGCAGCAGAAACUGGAAGAGUUACAGAGGCAGCUGGAAGCUCAGCAGCGGGCCUUGAGCCAACAGCUUCCAGUUCAGCAGACUCAGUUGACGCCUAGGCGAGUUUCCUCCGAGGCUUUGUCAUCUUCCUCACUCCAGGUCCACCACCCGUACCACCGAACUGCAAACACGCUAACGGGAGGCUACACUUCUCCUUACUACUAUUACAACAAGCACCUGAACUACGACUUUCCAGCUGGCUUCGCUUACGCUGGGCUUCCAGUGACGAGACCUCAACAGCAGCAGACGCAGGUUAGAACUGGCUGCUACCCCGGUAGCAAUGAACUUGGUUGCGGUCACAAUUAUAUCGUAGGGCGGGCUCGUUAGUACUACAACUCUUCCUGGACGAACCGACUCCUGUGUGGUACAUGUUAGGUGGAUCAAUGUCACUUCCUGUUUCCAAGUAUACUUUCUGUAUCCAUUUACGUUUACAUCUCCUCCUGAGCAGUGUCUUCAUGACGGGUAAAUUUUUUUUAUUUUGGUGACGGUCACGGGGUUUGGUAGAAGGGUUUAAUUGGUGUAACCUUACGUAGUGUCUACUUAUUCUUGAAACUGAAAGGUUUAAAAUACUAUUGUUUUCAUUUUGUUCAUCAUGUGCUGUGUGUAGUUGUAAGCAAGUUAUUAUAAUCCCCCGCCCCCCCGAGAUGAAUGAAUGAAAAUGUCUUUUGUGACGUAGAAUGUUGAAGUUUUCAUUGAUUUUGAUGUUGUUGUCCUAACCAGUUCAUUACAAUCUUUCACUUCUGUCAUGUGGAGGAAGUCGGCACAAGUUCUCGGUGUAUUUUGCUUAUAAUACUUUAUGUAAAGUGUAGCCUUCUGUGUGAUAUAUCAACUAAAGAAUAAAGUUAUUUACAUAUA
Macrobrachium nipponense is the source of this 1523-nucleotide messenger RNA. RefSeq lists its product as uncharacterized. Gene Ontology annotation, molecular function: structural constituent of chitin-based larval cuticle. Bases 63 to 995 code for a protein of 310 amino acids. Gene Ontology annotation, cellular component: chitin-based extracellular matrix. Lineage: Eukaryota; Metazoa; Arthropoda; Malacostraca; Decapoda; Palaemonidae. The record is from RefSeq and is a predicted model, not a curated record. The transcript is spliced from 3 exons.